AACAUUGUGAAUUUCCUGAACAGUCUGAACGCAUUGCAAUAACAGAGUAACAAAAAUAAUCAACAAUAGAGAAUAACAAAUAAAUUCUCCCUUAAUAAUUCGAUCUUAAUUUAAACUUUGACAUGUGGCCAAAGAGUCCGCGUAUUCGUAGCUAUGAACAAAGCGACGAUUCGCCGCGUUCCAAAGCCCCACGGACGCCGUAUAACAAAAGUUCUAUGGGUUCCCAGGCCAGAGGCAAAAACUAUCCCGGCCAGCGUUUGCUGAAGAAGCGACAGAGCUUUGAGAAUAGGCAGCAGCUAACAAGGCUGCCGAAACCAAUGUUUCUGACACCAUCAUCCUCGGAUCACUCGCUGAGCAACAGCGUCUCUAGCUCUAGCGAUUCUGCGCGCACAGUUCAGCAGCCAAAGGGAAAGAAACAGGCAGCACCUGCGGCUGCUCCUCCUGAUGCUGCUGCUGCUGUGUUGCCUCCAUACUUAACACUAAAGCGUCAGCAGACGGCAGCCAUUCUGAACUUCCGAGCACGCAAAUCGGUGUCUCAGAUGGACUUCAAGGAGGCUCGUCGUACCGGCAACUAUCAACUGGUGGCGCAUGUUCCCACUAACUCCAAUGCGGUAGUGUCCACGUCCAAGCAAGAGAAUCAGCUAACCAUCAAGGAUGACAACUUGGCGCAACUGUUGUUCCAGGAUGCCUCACAACUGUGCAGUUCACCGCAGGCCAAAGUCCGUUUUGUGGUCAAUGGGGAUGAUCAGGAUGUGCGCCUCGCCAGCUUGCGUGUUUUCAACACCAUCAUGCUGCGCUCCUGGCGACGACGACGCGAAGAAGUGCAACAUCUCAGCGAACAGGUGGAGGAUUUCAAGCGGAAUUUUGUUAAAAAUCGCAAUCAACUGCAUGUGUACAACACGCUCUUUGCCGUGGAGAAGCGUCGCAAUGAUACGCUCAACGAUCAGCUGAAGCAAUCGUACAUUGACAGCGCGAAGACAAAGUUAUCCUACAAUGAGCUCAACUUGGUGUUGGAUCAAGUCAACAAGGAGAAGGUCCGCUUAAUCCAGGAGAACGUCAGCAAGCAGCAAGAAAUUGAUAAUCUUCAAGAGCUGCUCUCUUCCACUAAAAAAGAGUUGUUCAAGGCCAACGCAUUGCAGCGUGAGCAGUUGGAGCAGCUGACACGCGUUCAGCUGGAGUGCCAGGGUGCAAAGUUCGAUAUCGAGGAGCUCACUGGGCAGCUGUUGGCACUUAAAUCGGAGCUAUCCGAGAAGCAACAGUAUGUGGAUAAGUUGAGAGAGAAUAUUAAACUCGUUGUGGAGCAACUGCAGCAAUCGGGCACGAAUCUGGUGGAAUACAAAUGUGAGAUGGAGAUUCAUAUUAGUAAAUUGAUGAAACACGCCGAAGAACUGGAAGAGGAACUCAAAGCAAAGGAGGAGCGUGUAGUCACGCUGCAAAACUGUCUGGCUGCCACAGUGGGGCAGCGUAUUCGCACGUGCCUCGCUCAGGGUCAAGCUUAUCAACAUGCCACGUUCCGGCUGAUGCACUUCUUUGCUUAUUACAUGUUUCCGGGUACGCCGCCACCUGCUUUGCCACUCCUUCCGACUGCAGUGAAAAGUCUGCGAGGCAUCUUCAACAGCAACGAUGACGAACUCAAGGACAUUAUACAUGGCAGCGAGAGUUCAGCUACAAUCUCUAAAUUUAAAUAGUUACGUUUUUACAAUGUUAUAUUACUUAGUUGUCUGUUAAUUGUUUGCGAUUACUUUUACAAUGUUUGAAAAUUCGUUUAAAUUUAAAUAGUUGUAUUUAACGAAAUAAAAGUUCUAUGUUUGCG
Messenger RNA from Drosophila albomicans, 1813 nucleotides. RefSeq lists its product as uncharacterized. NCBI's taxonomy places the organism in Eukaryota, Metazoa, Arthropoda, Insecta, Diptera, Drosophilidae. Bases 123 to 1688 code for a protein of 521 amino acids. The transcript has 4 exons. The record is from RefSeq and is a predicted model, not a curated record.